Messenger RNA from Lachancea nothofagi CBS 11611, 645 nucleotides. The record is from the annotation of a GenBank genome assembly. NCBI's taxonomy places the organism in Eukaryota, Fungi, Ascomycota, Saccharomycetes, Saccharomycetales, Saccharomycetaceae.
AUGGUUGCACCAACCCGUUUCCGCACUGCUAAAUGGUUGCAUAAGGCCGGCUUUGCUCCACAGGUGUUCUUGUUCAGAAACCUUGAAAGUGGCCAAGUCAUAUAUUCUCAACUGCCAGUAUUCACACAUCACCAAAUUGAUUCAUUGUUCAAACGCCCAGACUGGGCCAACAAGAAACCCUCCACAAGACGAGACAUUUGGAGAUGCAUGGCAGUAGUAGACCUGCCUAAUUACGAACAGGGCGUGCAAACCUAUCAAAAUCUGUGCCGUCUUCGGUAUCUAAGAGACGUCGCUGAGGUCAAGAAGGCAGACUCGCUACGCAAGAAAAACGAGUUUGGCCACGUAUGGUACAGUGCACAGUUCCGCCCCACAUAUACACAAGAAGCCGUUGCGGACCUCAAGGAAGCUUUGCUCAAAGCCCAGGUUGGGUCUGCUCAAAUCCACUGGGAAGACCAAUGGAGAAUGGGCGAUCUAGAAAAGCAUUGGACCCCCAUCCUGCCGCAACUAAAGCACUCUGUUCUCUCCCGGAUUGGAAAUUCCGCGAGAGAGGAAUCUGCCAUUUUACGCGAGCUAGGAGACCGUGCCAAGCUCGAGUUCGUCAAGCUUUCCAAUCAAGAGACGGCCGCCAGCGAGUUGUCCGUCUAG